Molecule: messenger RNA, 2181 nt
Organism: Sorghum bicolor (sorghum)
Lineage: Eukaryota; Viridiplantae; Streptophyta; Magnoliopsida; Poales; Poaceae
Product: kinetochore protein NDC80 homolog
Exons: 4
Coding region: 146-1852 (568 amino acids)
Biological process (GO): attachment of mitotic spindle microtubules to kinetochore
Cellular component (GO): Ndc80 complex
Source: RefSeq, a predicted model, not a curated record
CCGCACCCCACGGCCGCACGCGGCACACGCCCCCCCGCUCGCCUUUUCCCUGCCGCCGGCGCCGCUCCUUUCGAUUUUCGAACCCUAACCAGUUUCAAAUCCGACCUCCAACCCAGCCUCCAAAGUCACUAGAUCCGCGGCGACCAUGCGGCGCGGCGGCGGCCACCGGUUCCCCAAACCCUCCCUGGCGCCCUCCACCGCGGCCGAGGCCACCCCAGCGCUGGACGCCAGCGUCAUCCGCAACCUCGACUCCGCCUUCUCCCGCCGCGACUCCGACGCCGCCAGCCUCUGCAGCAGCCGCCCCGCUUCCGCCGCCGGUGCGGGCGUCGGCGCCGCCCCCAACUUCUCCGACCGCCCCACGCAGGCCGCCGCGCUCCGCGUCGUGAACAGAUUCCUCGCCCCCGACGUCGCGCUCCGGGGGCCUCUGCCCGCCGCGCGCGACAUCCAGGCGGCGCUCCGCCUCCUCGUCGACCGUCUCCACUUGCCCCGCAACGACGCCACGUUCGAGGAUGACCUCAUCCAGGACCUUCGUAUUCUCGGCUGCCCCUACAAGGUCAAUCGCUCCGCACUCAAGGCCCCCGGCACCCCGCACUCGUGGCCGGUGGUGCUCUCCGUACUCCACUGGCUCACCACCCUCUGCUACGCCCAAGGAGACGACCUGGAUGCCCCAUUCAACGAUCUCUUGCUCUACACCACCCAGAGCUACUCCCACUUCAUGUCGGGGAACGACGACGCCGUUGCGGCCCUUGACGAGGAGUACACCUCCAAAGCCCGGAUGACUGGUGAGGCGUCCGUUGAAACAGUUCGUGCCCUGGAGAAAGAGGCCGAGGAACUGGAGACCGAGGUGAAUAAGCUCAUCUCCGGUCCCUCGCGGCGGGGAGCACUGGAAACAGAGAAGGAAGCCUUCACUGCUGAUGUUUGCAAGUUUGAUGCUGUGGUGAAUACUUGGAAAAGGAAGAUCAACGAAAAGGAACAGGCGUUGGGGAAUUUGGAGAAAGAGUUGGAGGCCAAAGUGUUGGACACCCAGCGCUCUGCUGCUGAAGUUCAGGAUCUAUUGAAACAAGUGGAUGCUCAGCCAGUGGAUGUGAGGGGUAUGGAUAGAAUGCGUAGGGAGAUGCAGGCAAUUGAAAAUGAUAUUGCCAACGCUGAGAAGGGGAAAGCAGCACUGGAGGAUAAGGUCUGGGAAGUUGAAGCUAAGCUGGUUACCAAGCUUGACGAGCUUGAGACGCUUGCUGAGCAGUGCAACCAGGCCCUCAAAAAGUUGAAACCUACUGUUCCUUUUCAGUACAUGAUAAAUUCAAAAGGAUCUUCUCCUGCUGAGAUGCUAGGUAGUGGUUACAAAACAGUACUAAAACCUGCACUUGUGGCUCGUGCUGAGGAGAACAAAAGGAUCUGUCUCUCAAAUCUUGAAAGCCUAAAUGAUCUAAAGAAGCAGCUGCAAGGAAAUGUUAAGGUUCUAGAGGAGGAAAGGAAUAAUAUUUCCAGCUUCCAGGCAAAAAAUGACGAAAUGGUUGCUCGUUUGAAUUCACUGGAUCUUGAAAUUAUAAAUGAUGACUCGAGAUUCACAUCUGAAGCUAGACAAAUGAGAGAUGAGUUGGAGAAAAAGAAGAAUAGUUUGAUUUCUCUUGAAAAGGAGGCAGAUGAUUUUUUUAAGAUAUCGGAGAAGAGGCUCCAAGAUGCAAAACUUAAAGCUGAAGAAGAUACUGAGGUGGCUGCUAAGGAUCUGCUGGAGCUUCUUGAUUCCAUGGCUGAAUAUAAAGAGUCAAUGGAAACAACAAUUGCUCAGAGGAGGAAGGAUCUCUAUGAAACUGCUGAUUAUAUAGCAGGCCUGUUCGCUGGAACUUCUCAGUAGCAAAAAACAGCCAUUGUGCAGUGCUAGCAGAGAGAGCACAGCUGCUGUUGCUGCAAAUAAGCUCCGGUACUUGCUAGCGUCUUUACCCAAGUGCUCAAAGGAAAGUAGAAAAGUACUUGAUUAGCGUUCUCUUUCUACAGUACGUGGUAUUAGUAUCUUGGUCAUAGCUACUGUAAGAGGUGGAAGAGAUUAUAGCAACAUGUAUUCCUCGACCAGGGCUCAAAAUUUAGGCAAUUUUUUGUGACUUUCAGUAAUUUCAUGGGUAUUAUUGUAAUGCAUACACUUUAUUAUAAAUAUAUAACUCUAGACCCAUAUUUUAUGUUGUUUUA